GAGACACUGGGAAAGGAGAGGGGUGUGGGGAUGGAAUGGGUUGCCUAGCCAUGCUGUGGAUGCUGAAUUACUGGGAUCCUUAAAAACUUGGCGCAGUUUUGAGAUCCAGAAAUGAUUGUUGUUUCAGCAUGGCAGUGAGCAGAGGUGCCUUCGUGUGGCUGCUUCUCACUCUGACGGCCGUGUCGGAGGUCUGCUACGGCCAGCACUGGUCGUACGGACUGCGGCCUGGCGGAAAGAGAGAGGCGGAGAGCCUGCUGGACACCCUGCGAGAGAUUGCUGACACGGAGAAGCUGGCCAAUGCAGAUCACUUGGAGUGCGGUAUGAGCUUCCAUCACAGCCAACUCAGCGGCCUAAAGGGGGUGCUAGAACGUCUGGUUGACGGAGAAUCGGCAGGAGAAAGGAUUUAGAGAGGGUGUAAAAAACACGUUUCAAAUCAAAACUCUUCUGUAA
This is a messenger RNA of Polyodon spathula (Mississippi paddlefish), 450 nucleotides long. Its product is annotated as progonadoliberin-1-like. Gene Ontology annotation, cellular component: extracellular region. Gene Ontology annotation, biological process: multicellular organism development. The transcript has 3 exons. Gene Ontology annotation, molecular function: gonadotropin hormone-releasing hormone activity. The record is from RefSeq and is a predicted model, not a curated record. NCBI's taxonomy places the organism in Eukaryota, Metazoa, Chordata, Actinopteri, Acipenseriformes, Polyodontidae. Bases 129 to 407 code for a protein of 92 amino acids.